Messenger RNA from Miscanthus lutarioriparius, 3579 nucleotides. The record is from the annotation of a GenBank genome assembly. Lineage: Eukaryota; Viridiplantae; Streptophyta; Magnoliopsida; Poales; Poaceae.
AUGGCAGCCGUCUUGGAUGCCUUGGCACCCUACGUCAAGAAGCUGAUAACAGACAUAGCACAAGAAGAGGUUUCCAUGUUGCUGGGCAUCUCUGGUGAGAUCACCAAGCUGGAUGCCAGGAUGGAGGACCUUAGAGCCUUUGUCUCGGAUGCUGAUAGGAGACGGAUCACUGACCAGAAUGUGCAAAGAUGGGUUAGCAAGCUGAAGGAUGCUAUGUACGAUGCCACCAACAUCAUGGAGCUUUGUCAGCUCGAGGCCCAUGAGCGCAGGGAACAGGAAGAAGGUGGCAGCAGCAGGGAGCAGAAUCUUGUAGCUUGUUGCCAGCCACUUCUGAUGUGCCUUGGGAACCCCAUCGCCACACUCAUCACGUGCGGGAAUGCAGAGAAGAUACAAGAUUUCUUCCAGCGACUCCUCUUCUUCCUACAGAAUCCCGUGUUCGCCCAUGAGAUAGGCAGCCGCAUUAUGGAGCUCAACCAGCGGUUGGACGAAAUCCACAAGGAAGCGGACAAGUAUAGGUUCAACAUGAACCUCGGUCCCAACCCGGAGCCAAGGAAGCUAACUGCUGCUGAGUUCUCCAGCUAUAGGACAAGUUCACAGGUCGACGAGUCAGCCAUAGUUGGAGAACAGAUAGAGAGGGAUACAAGGGAGCUCAUCCAGGUGCUAACCACAGAAGAUAACAAUCACAACCUCAUCAAGGUCGUGUCUAUCAUUGGUGCCGGUGGCAUGGGUAAGACCACCCUCGCCCAAAAGAUCUUCAAUCAUGCAACCAUCCAAGAGCACUUCAAAACAAAGAUAUGGCUAAGCAUCACCCAGCAAUUCGAUGUUGUUGAGCUACUGAGGAUAGCAAUCGAAAAUGCUGGCCGAGACCAUGGUGGGAAGCAAGACAGGAGCACGCUGACUGAGACCCUCAUCAACACCAUAUCCACAGGCAGGUUUCUGCUUGUGAUGGAUGAUGUGUGGAGUCAUGAGGCUUGGAACCAUGUGCUUAGUGUCCCAGUCAGGAAUGCCAGCAAGAAACUACCUGGAAGCCGGGUCCUUGUCACUACAAGAUCUGCACACCUACCCCAACAGAUGCAAGCCCCCCUGCACCAACACCGUGUCAGGCCUCUAGAGAAUGAUGAUGCUUGGUCUUUGCUCAAGAAACAGUUGCAGCCUGACCAGGUAGUCGAAAUUGAACAACUGAAAACUAUUGGGAUGGAAAUUCUUGAAAAUUGUGAUGGCUUACCGCUUGCAAUUAAAGUGAUUGGAGGUCUCUUGAGCACAAGAUACCCAAGCGAGCAUGAGUGGAAAUCUAUUUUGAACAAGCCAGCUUGGUCACUGACCGGACUGCCUCCAGAACUAGACAACCGGUUAUACUUGAGCUAUGAGGACUUGCCUCCCCAGAUAAAGCAAUGCUUUCUAUACUGCUCACUAUUCCCUAAAGGUGAAGAACUCAUAUCUGAAGUAGUAACUAGGAUGUGGAUUAGUGAAGGAUUUAUCCAACCUUUGGAUGGUAGUAGUAAUAUUUCACAUGGGUAUGGGUUCGAAGAGAUGGCAACUGAGUACUACCGAGAGUUAAUAAAGAGGAACCUUAUAGAACCUAUAGAAGAAUAUUCUCUCACUGGAUACAAGUGUACCAUGCACGAUGUGGUCCGCACCUUUGCUGAAUACAUGGCAAGAGAAGAAUCACUAGUGGUGGUUGGCAGAGAACAUGCUGCUACUGGUAUUGGUGGCGGUGGUGGUGGUAUGCAUGUCCGUCGCCUCUCUAUAGAACAGACCGUAUCAGUACUGGAUUGGGGCAUUCUGCAAAGACGAGAGUCACUUAGGACAUUAAUUAUAAAUUCUAGAGUAAACUUUCAUCUUCCUGGUGACUCGCUGAGUAGUUUCUCUAGCCUACGGGUACUGUACAUAUGCUCUGCUGAUUCUAAUAGAUUGGUUCCCUCUCUAUCUAUUUUGAAGCACUUAAGAUACCUUCACUUGGAGAAAACUGAUAUAUCUAGGCUACUGUACAUUACACUUGGAAAUUGUAAGAAGCUAUGCCACCUUCCUAGCAGCAUCAUAAAACUUGUGCAUCUAAGGUCUCUUAACAUCGAAGGAUCAAAUGUUAGUGUCAUUCCUAAGGGGUUCAGUGAAUUAACAAAUCUGAGGUUACUUUCUGAUUUCCCAGUACACAUGGACAUGGAUCCGAGUAGUAUCUGGUGCAGUUUGCAAGAGCUGGAGCCUCUCUCUCAGCUUAGGAACCUUACAUUAUAUGGCCUAGAGAAGGUGCAGGACAGCCAGAUGGCUGAAAAGGCCAUGAUUAGCAGCAAGCGCCACCUUGGGUAUCUAGUGUUGAACUAUAGUGCAAGUGGACAUACUAUAGGGAUAGGUGGUGCUGAGGCAGAGCAGCAGCAACAACAGAGUGUGACCGAGGAAGUCUUGAAAAAGCUCUGCCCUCCAACCUGCCUAGAAUCUUACUUUGGAAGUUUGGAAUUGCUGACCAUCAAAGAUGCGCCAGCCAUCAAGCGUAUUGGCCCCCAAUUCCAAGCGUCAUCCUCCGUGGCAGCUAGAGGUUCCGAUGCUAGUACAUCUGCACCGUUUCCUAAACUCAGAAAUCUGCAAUUGAUUGGGCUAUGUGAGUGGGAAGAGUGGGAAUGGAACGACUGUGAGGAGCAUAUGGAUGUGGAAACUACCAUAGCCAUGCCUUGUCUGGAGAGACUCCAAAUCAAAAACUGCAAGCUGAGCUGUCUUCCACCAGGCCUCGCCAGCACCAACCUGACACAUGUGGAUAACUUCCCUUCAGUUGUGGAUCUUGAUGUGUUUGACUGCCCUGAGCUGAAGAGGAUCAGCGGACUCCCCAUGUUGCAGAAGAUUAGGAUCGUUCACUGCACAAAGCUGGAGGUUCUAGAAGGUGUACCAGCACUCGACAGCCUUGAACUGGAGGACCCCACCAUGGAGACGUUUCCGGAAUACCUGCGAGAUGUAGCUCCGAAUGGGACAAGAUCAGCCACAUUGGAAGGCACAACAUUGUCUGCCUCGAAGAUUCAGAUACAAGUUCGGAUGGAUCUUCAGAUGAACAUUGAGGACUCUCGUGCAGUCAGUGCACUAAUAUAUGCAAGGCCCUCUGCUUUUCGAGGGAGGCAGAGCAAAUGGCCAGGAGCAGCCUUCACUACUCUGAAAAUUGGUAACUGCAAGCUGAACUAUCUUCCGCCAGGGCUUGCCAGCAGCAAGAGGCUUUCUCUGAGAGAAUUGGAACUGCACAAUCUGGCCAACCUGACCCAUGUGGAGAACUUCCCUUCGGUUGUGAUAGUGGACGUGAUUCAUUGCCCAAAGCUCAAGAGGAUCAGGGGCCUCUCCAGGUUGCACAAGAUUAAGAUCUCCUGUUGCCUGAAUUUACAGGUGCUGGAAGGUGUCCCCGCACUCGAUGGCAUGGAGCUGCAGGACGCCACCAUGGAGACAAUUCCGGGAUACCUGCUAGGUGUAUACCCAAGGUAUCUCGAUUUUUUGGGGUGCAGCCAGAAGCUACAAGAGUCCUUAGUACAACAAGAUAAGUCUGAACUUGACAAAAUCAGCCAUAUCAGAAAGCACGACAUCUACAUUCUGUGUUCGGAUGAAGUCUGA